GUCUCCCUGUGCACAGACACUGACACACAUACUCACCAAUUCAUGUGUUGAUUCAAUGAGUUAAGGAUUACAGCAUCACUUGAACGCAUCACAUCAUCCAUUAAAUAGUCAUAUAUUUUUGUAAUUAUAUUUAUGUGUAAAUAACCAUUUUUUAAAUUUAAAUUUAUAUAUAUUGAUAAUUAAGUUAAUUAACUCAUGAAUUGAUGACAAAAUGGUAUUCAAUAUGAAAACAGUCGAUCAAAUUGAAAACAAUUUUAGUUUAGCUGAUUAUAGUGUUUUUGCUGCUAUGCUCUGUAUAUCCACAGCUAUUGGAGUGUAUUAUGCAUUUAAGAAGAAGAAUGCAUCGAAUAAGGAGUUCCUUACGGCCAACAAAUCGUUGUCUAUGUUUCCGGUGGCGAUGUCUUUGUUGGCCAGCUUUCAGAGCUCUGUCACUAUUCUCGGAUAUCCCGCAGAAAUGUUUUAUAGAGGAACACAAUUUUGGGCAGUUGUAUUGUCGGGAGCGAUGGCCUCCAUAAUAGCGGCGGAAAUAUUUCUUCCUAUUUAUUAUAAUUUACAAUUUACAAGUGUUAAUAAAUAUUUGGAGGAAAGAUUUGGCAAUGAAAAGGUACGGUUAGCUGUUUCCAUGUCAUUCCUAUUGUGUACCAUUCCAUAUAUGGGUGUUGUCUUAUAUGGACCCGCACUAGCACUGGCAUCAGUAACUCCUUUAAAUGUUUCAACAUCUGUGCUCAUAAUUGGAGGAAUUUGUACUCUUUAUACAUCAAUUGGAGGAAUUCGUGCCGUUGUUUGGACUGAUUUGGUUCAGGUAUUCCUAAUGUUUGGCGGACUCAUCGUUGUAAUGAUUCGGGCAUUUUAUUUGGUCGGUGGUGUAGAACAGGCAUUCAGAAUAGCCAAUCAAAAGGGAAGAAUUCAAUUCUUUAACUUUCAGAUCGAUCCGUACUCGACAUCUACUUUCUGGAAUGCGGUGUUUGGUAUGGGUAUCAUGUGGUCCGGCAAUUAUGCCACGAGUCAGACGGAAGUACAACGAUAUUGUAAUGUUGAGUCUCAAGCAAAGGCUAAGCUAUCUCUAUAUGUGAAUCUCAUAGGAAUGGUAUUACUGAUCAGCUGUGCCUGUCUCUGUGGUAUUUCUAUAUUUGCUUACUAUAGUGAUUGCGAUCCAUUGACUUUAGGACUCAUUAAAAAGACCGAUCAGUUGAUGCCAUACUUCGUGAUGGAUCAGUUGACAAUAAUGCCAGGAAUGCCCGGUCUGUUUGUUGCCUGUGUUUUUAGUGCAUCGCUCAGCACUCUAUCGUCGGGUUUUAAUGCCUUAUCUGCCGUCACUUACGAUGACUUCUUGUGUCGAUAUCCAUGGAUUCAAAGACAGUCAGAAGUGAACUCAAGAAGAAUAAGCAGAGCUCUUGCAUUCAGUUACGGACUCAUUGCUAUUUGUAUGGCAUUUGUUGUCAGCAGUAUUGACAGUGUCUUACAGGCUGCCAUUUCAAUAGCGGGUGCAUUGGUUGGCCCAAUGUUUGGACUCUUUCUUUUAGGAGUGUUAUUCCCAUUUGCCAACACUUUUGGAGUUCUUUGCGGACUUUUUACUGGAGAAUUGUUCGGGAUUUGGGUUUUGGUUGGAUCUCUUCUAUAUCCUAAAGGACAGCAUUUUAUGGAGACAUCGGUGACCAACUGUCCCAAAGAUAUGUUACAGAAUAUAACAUUAAUAACAAGAGAACCAUUGGUUCAAUCGGAAGGUCUACUGAGUCUCUAUCACAUCGCUUAUCUAUUAGUUCCUGUUUCUGGUUUUGUUAUAAGUGUUUCUGUUGGAGCCAUUGCUAGUCUAUUAUCAGGCGGGUAUUCAGAGGCAUCAAAAAUAAAUCCGAAGUUAUUGUCGCCAUUAGUUUGGAAGAUAUGGUCGACAAAGUAUUUGCCAGAGAAACAACAGAUAGUAAUUAUAGAGAGACAGAGUCUAACAUAUGAAUCUGAAAUCAAGUUAACUAAAAAUAAUGACUCAAACGGAAAGAGAGAUUCAAUUUGUUCAACGACUCGAUUAUAA
Molecule: messenger RNA, 2026 nt
Organism: Oppia nitens
Lineage: Eukaryota; Metazoa; Arthropoda; Arachnida; Sarcoptiformes; Oppiidae
Product: sodium-coupled monocarboxylate transporter 1-like
Exons: 14
Coding region: 212-2026 (604 amino acids)
Biological process (GO): transmembrane transport; sodium ion transport
Cellular component (GO): membrane
Molecular function (GO): symporter activity
Source: RefSeq, a predicted model, not a curated record